Pipra filicauda (Wire-tailed manakin) is the source of this 1593-nucleotide messenger RNA. It is a transcript of the gene CLUL1, whose product is annotated as clusterin like 1. The coding region runs from base 1 to 1593 and encodes 530 amino acids. The record is from RefSeq and is a predicted model, not a curated record. The transcript is spliced from 8 exons. NCBI's taxonomy places the organism in Eukaryota, Metazoa, Chordata, Aves, Passeriformes, Pipridae.
AUGAAGUCCUCUUGGAUAUUUAUAAUAUAUAUGCUAUGGCUGAAUGGUCAUCAGUGUGCACCAACAAAGCAGGAGGAAAUGAAUCUCCGGGAAAACCUGAAGCAAUUAUCUGAAGUUGGAGAGAAGUAUGUAGAUGAAGAGGUAAAGAAAGCUUUGAUUGGUAUUAAGCAGAUGAAAAUUAUGAUGGAAAGAAAUGAAGAUAAACACAUAGAUCUGAUGAAAACCUUGAAGAAGAGCAGUGAAGAAAAACAGCAAGCCUUGCGACUUAUGGAUGAAGUAAAGGCAAGAUUGGAAGAAGAAGAAAGACAAUGUCAAGUAGCCUUGAAAAACUUAUGGGAUGAAUGUGAAUCUUGUUUAGAAAGUACCUGCAUGAGAUAUUACACAACUUGCAAGCGUGGUGUGUCAACCUUUAAAAGAAAGUUUGCAGAAGGACGUAAGGACUUGCCCAUUGGCGAGAGUGGGCAGGCUUUUUACAAAUCGUGGCAAGAACAAUCACCUUCUGUUCCCUACACUGCACAUAAGUACACAGAAAUGCAUCUCGCAUCUUUCCAAGAUAAAGUCCAAAUUGUUUGUUGGAAGAAAUCCGAAUGCCGAUACUUUGAGCCUCCACAGAUUAAAGGGCAACUGGUUGAAGAUUUUUUGAGGAAAAUACCUCCCCUCAUUUUCACUUUUCAUGAGGAUCAAGGAAAAGACAUCCAGUUUAAUGAAAAGUCUGAGAAAGAAGAUACCCAGCUAGUAAAAAUGGAAGAUUUAUUUAGCCAACUAUUAUCAGAUGUGGGCUCAAUAUUUGACAGAAGUUUCAUUUUUUUCAAGCACAUGCAAAAAGAAUUUGACCAGUCUUUUCAGACGUAUUUCAUGUCUGAUCUGGACUUGAAUGAGUCCCCCAGCAUGGCAGCUUUACCUGAGGACACCACCAGAAAUGACAGCUCACAAAAAGGCUGGGCUAUGCCUGGCUUUUUACAGAUAGUUUUUGAUUUCAGUAGGACCGUGUUUGAAGGUGUCAGUGAGGUGAUUACCGAUGUAUUUGAUGAAUACAGAGACUAUAGAAGAGAUUUGCCAGAACAAACCAAAGAUCCUGACAGAAGUGGCAUGUUCUCAAAAAUUGUGCCAGGGCACCAGAGACCUCAGUGCAGGGAGCUUCGGGAGAACUCCUCUGGAUGCCCACAGUUUCAUGACAGAUGUCAGAAAUGUCAAGACAAUCUUUUGCAUGAUUGCCCAAACGUUCCUGAGCUGCACAUAAAAUUUGAUGAAGCCUUUAAGCUGGUUAACCUCUCAGGGGAGCAGUAUGAGCAGAUUCUCCAGGUGGUUCGGCAUCACACAGAAGACACUUCCUACUUGUUGACCAAAAUGAAAGAAAGGUUUGGGUGGGUGUCUGAGUUAUCCAAUAUGACCAUCGGACCAGAAAGCAUUUUCAAUAUAGUUAAGGUGGUACCUGGGGAUCCCUCCAGUAAAAAUGAAACUGUGGUAGAUGUGAAUAUUCUGACUUCUCCUACUUUCACCAUUAAAGUUCCUCCCAAUUUAGACCCAGAGAGUGCUGAAUUCAUUGAAUAUGUAGCUGGGAAAGCACUGCAACUGUAUAAGCAGAAUUUCUAA